Molecule: messenger RNA, 3324 nt
Organism: Aspergillus terreus NIH2624
Lineage: Eukaryota; Fungi; Ascomycota; Eurotiomycetes; Eurotiales; Aspergillaceae
Product: ankyrin repeat protein
Exons: 1
Coding region: 1-3324 (1107 amino acids)
Biological process (GO): transmembrane transport; metal ion transport
Cellular component (GO): membrane
Molecular function (GO): metal ion transmembrane transporter activity; protein binding
Source: RefSeq, a predicted model, not a curated record
AUGUCCCGGUCCCGGUCCAGCAUCGCGAGCGACGGCCAUGACCGACUGGAGCCGCGACUCCUGCGAGCCGCGGAAAACGACAAUGUCGAAGCCCUGCGGCACAUCAUCGACCUCGCCCGCGACAAUGGCCAAUUCAGCGAUAACUUCCUCCGCGUGGGACUCAUGCGGAGCUGCGAACGCGGUCGCAUCGACGCAACCCAGUACCUCCUGAGCCUGGGCGCAAAGACCGACGUCCCAACGCACCGUCUUUCUCCACUGCUACGCGCUGUCGAGCGCAAUCACGUCCGCAUCGUGCAACUCCUCCUAGACUACGGCGCCUCCUCCGAGACAACCGACAAGGAGGGCCGCACAGCGCUCAUGACCGCCGCGUGGCGCAACCACUGGCACGUUCUGCAGCUGCUCAUCUCGCGCGGCGCGGACGUCAACGCCCGUGACAGCAAGAAACGCAACAUCCUCCACAACCUCGCCGCCGACAAGCAGUGCGACUGGGGCGACGCCGUCGUUGACCUCCUCCUCGGCACAGUCUGCGACGUCGACGCGCGCGACGAGCUCGGCCGCACCCCGCUGCACUGGGCCUGCGCGACGGGUAAGCUCCGUCUCGCUGAGCGGCUGCUUCGCACGCCGGCGGACGUCAACGCCGGCGAGUCUCGCGGCAAGACAGCCCUGCAUGUGGCGAUUGCGCACGGUCGGGACGACAUGGUCCAGCUGCUUCUGCAGCACGGGGCGCGCAUCGACUCGCGCAGCGACGGUGGCUGGACGCCGCUGCAUAACGCGUGCGAUAGCGGCUCGGAGACGAUCGUGCGUAUGUUGAUGCGUGCCGGCGCGCCGAUCAACUCCCAGCUGCUGAAUGGAGUGACCCCCCUGCAUUUGGCUGCGCAGGCAGGCCACCGUGCGGUAGUGGAGUGUCUCUUGGAGCGGCCGGAUCUGAAACGUCGUGUGCGUGAUAACUUCGGGAGCACGCCGUUCCUGCGCGCGGCGCAGUUCAAACGCAAAGAUAUUGUCGCCUUAUUGGCCCCAUUCAAUAAUGUCGAUGCGCUGACACCGGACGCGCGUGGUGCGUGCGAGGGCUUCGACGCGACGGUCGUCGACUUUGGAAACUUUCACAACGAAAACCGCGUGAUCAAGACCUCCGUCUUCAACCUGUUGUAUGGCCGUGACGCGGAGAACUCACGCAAGCAGGCCUUCACAACCAUUCCCGCGAACAGCAAGGCCACCGACUUUAGAUGGAUCCAUCUGCCCGCGAACAACAUGGCUUGGGUUGAGGCCCUCCUGACCAAGAACUUCAUUGAAGAGGGCGCCCAUGAUGUCGAGAGUUUCAAGGGCCUGGAGAGGUCUUUCCGCUACCAGCAUCGCGGCCAGCGUACCCACUCGCAUUUCAUGCGUCCGCUGUGUCAGAGCUCGCCGCGCGUGCCGCGGCCGAUUCUGCGACAGGAAGAGAGCUACAGCGAGAAGACUGACGAGGAAAAGCCUCCGCAGAUUGUCAUCAACAACAAUAACACCAGCAACAGCCACGCCUCCACCCGCGGAGGCGAGGACACCGCUAAGUCCAAAAAGCAAAAGAAUCAGGGGACGAAGUUUGAGCGCGUGGACUCGAACUCCCAAGACGAUGGCGGGAAUGGCUCACAGGGAAAGAAAAGCAAGGCCCAAACCAAGAAAGGGAAGUCGGGCUCAACCCCUCCAAAGACCCGUCAGGAUGACAAGCAGCGCGCGCCUCUGUCACUGUGUCGCGAUCAGCCCAGCUGCAAUGUGUGCAUGUUCAUGCCAUACCUCCACUUUGAGACGGCAGAACGCCGCGAGAAAAUGCAGGAGGCCAUCCAGCGCGCCGAGACGCAGCAUGCACCGCCUCAGGGCAUCACGCGGUCCCCGACGCGCGACGAGAUGCUGCUGCGGGCACAUCUGGCGUCCUCGACGACAUCGUUGCAUGUCCGCCGCACGCUUGACCAAUUCUUCUACCCCAACAUCGAUACGCAGACGCGCGACCGUGACCAGGUCGUGUACAGGUACCAGACGAAGGGGCAGGGCCGCGGGCGGUUUGCAACCGAGCCGAAGAUCUUCAUGGUCGACCAGCUGUGGAUGUGGAUCAUGGGCACGAACUUGAUCGUGACGAGUUUUCCACAGCGGUGGGAGCAACCGAAGAAUGACCCGCUCAACGUCCUAGACGGCAUCAUCGAGGACAUCAACUCGAAAACCCGCGAGCCUGUGCGCUCCGUGUACGACCUCGCGAUCAUCAUCACCAACCGCUGCUCGGGCGUGUUUGACCGCCACCGUAUGGGCGACGAGGAGUACCAGUUUCUCGACAUGUUUGAGGCGUCCAUCGGUAUUGCGACGGACCGCGAGACUAUGCUGUUCAACCGGUUCAACCGGGCGUCGGCGCAGGCGUCCGACUGGCUCAAAAACCAUCGCAAGCUGAGUCGGUUUAAACAGGAUUCGCCCGAUGGCGACAAGCCGCAUCUGCAGUUCAUGAUGCUCCAGGAAGACGGUGCUACCAUCAUCGCGGAGGACGAUGAAGAGCCCCUCUUCGUCGACAACCUCCUCGAUAUCGGCCAGGAAAUCGACCUCCUUUCCGAAGCAAAGGAUAUCCGAGACGAGCUCGGCAUGAUCCGCACGGUUUUGGAACACCAGCAGCACGUGCUGGACGACUUUUACGGGGCCAUCUGUGAGAUCUACCAUGGACAGCAGCGGUCGCAGUACGAGGUCAAGAAACGGUUCAAGGAGCAGCAGCGUACGAUCGACAUGCAUCUCAAGGACAUCAGCCGCAUGGACCACCAAGCUGAGCGCAUCUACUCCUCCAUCACGGAUCUCCUCGAUCUCAAACAGAAACACGCUAACGCUUUCGAGGCCCGCUUCGCGCGCGACCAGGCCGCCGGCACUACUCGCCAGGGCAAGAUCAUCAUGGUCUUUACCAUUGUCACCAUCAUCUUCCUCCCGCUGUCCUUCAUCACCUCCAUCUUCACCAUCAACAUUGCCGAAUUCCCGCGCAAUGCUGAGGGCAGCCAAAACCUGCACCUAUCCUAUGUUGCGAAGUAUACCUUCGGCAUUGGAUUUGCCAUUUCCAUCCCGCUGAUCCUGCUGGCGCUGUCGGUUGACGAUAUCGGCGAUGUGUGUCUCGAGGGCGCGCGGCGCAUGCGCCGUUGGUUGUCACGGCGGAGGAGUGCUUCAAUGAUACAGUCGGAUACAGGGACUGUGGAUCGGCCUGUUACGGCACGGGAAAUGAAGAAGAUACUCAGCGGACGACGGAGCUAUGAGUCGGAUCUUCCGAGUGUGUUGCCUGUCUCGACGCGAGACACGGGCCCGGUCGAGGCGGAAGAACAUGUUUGUUCGUGA